AUGGGGAGCUCAGCCGAGGGUCUGUGCCCUCCGAGCUGCGGCACGGGCAGCACCCGUGCCUGGCGAGGCCACGGCACGCUGGGCUCGGUGCUGUCGGCAGAGGCAGAGGCGGCAAAGCUCCCGAGCGGUGCUGGGAGCCGCGGUCGCGGUGCGGUGGCCGGAGCGCCGGCGGAGACGCAGCGCAGCAGGGAAGCGGCGUUUAUUUGCUGCGACAGCUUUGCAACAGAUUCUUUGGCGGAGCUGACUGCAAACUGCAAUCCUAAACUGUCGGACGGCUCCUUUUUCCAGCCUGGGAGUAUCCUGGGCUAUGAGUGUCUGGCUUUGAGGAGCGUCUUCUGGGUACCACCAGAGGGCGUCUCCCUGGGCUCAGCGGCAGGCGGCUGUGGCAAAGGCGGUGCCCUCGGCUCCAGGGAGGAGCCCGAGUUUGUGACCGCUCGCGCUGGCGAGAGCGUGAUCCUGGGAUGCGACGUGAUCCACCCGCUCACGGGGCAGCCCCCUCCCUAUGUCGUGGAGUGGUUCAAGUUCGGCGUCCCCAUCCCCAUCUUCAUCAAGUUUGGGUUUUACCCUCCUCAUGUCGACCCGGAAUAUGCCGCUCCCCCCACCUUCACGGAGACACCGCCGCAGUACGUAGAGGCGAAGGAAGGCAGCAGCGUCACCCUGACCUGCAUGGCGUUCGGGAACCCCAAGCCCAUCGUCACCUGGCUGAAAGAGGGAGAGCUUUUGGGUGCCAACGGCAAGUACCAGGUAGCCAGCAAUGCUGUGGUGGAUCUGAGCCUAAGAAACCUUUUUUUAGGACACCUGUACUGUUGGGGGUGACGCUUUUCUCUCCCUUCUCCAGGACCUCCCUUCAUCGUUUCCCCUCCGGAGAACAUCACGGUCAACAUCUCCCAGGAUGCGCUCUUCACCUGCCAGGCCGAGGCGUACCCCGGGAACCUCACCUACCUGUGGUACUGGGAGGAGGAGAAUGUCUACUUCAAGAACGACCUGAAGUUGCGGGUGCGGAUCCUGAUCGACGGGACGCUGAUCAUAUUCCGCGUCAAGCCAGAGGAUGCUGGAAGAUACAGCUGCAUCCCCAGCAACAGCCUGGGCCCUCGUCCCGCCUCUGCCUCCCUGACAGUGCAGUAUCCUGCCCGCGUGGUGAACAUGCCCCCCGUCAUCUACGUUCCCAUCGGGAUACACGGAUACAUCCGCUGCCCGGUCGAGGCAGAGCCCCCGGUCACGCUGGUGAAGUGGAACAAAGACGGACGUCCCCUGAGAAUCGAGAAGUAUGCUGGCUGGAACCUGCUGGAAGACGGGUCGAUCCGGAUAGAGGAGGCAACCGAAGAUGCUCUCGGCACUUACACCUGUGUGCCUUAUAACGCCCUGGGUACGAUGGGCCAGUCUCCCCCUGCCCGACUGGUACUGAAGGACCCCCCCUAUUUCACGGUGCUACCAGGCUGGGAGGACAGACAGGAUGCCCCGCAACGCGCUUCUGAGUCGUGUUUUUUCUCUCUUUGCCCGGCUGCCCCCCUGACCGUGCCCAAGGUAGGGAAGCCCAGCAGGAGCAAGCACAACACGCUGCCCGGCGGCACCCUGCAGAUCCGCUCCCUCGGCAAGGACGACCACGGCGAGUGGGAGUGCGUCGCCACCAACGUCGUCGCGAGCAUCACUGCCAGCACCCACCUUACCGUCGUAGGCACAAGCCCUCACGCCCCGACCAGCGUGCACGUUGUGGUCGCCAUGACCUCCGCCAACGUCUCCUGGGAGCCCGGCUACGACGGUGGAUACGAGCAGACUUUCUCAGUUUGGAUGAAGAGAGCCCAGUUUGGCCCCCACAACUGGCUGUCUCUCCCUGUGCCAGCUGGGUCCAGUUGGCUACUGGUGGAUACCUUGGAACCGGAGACUGCAUACCAGUUCAGUGUCUUGGCUCAAAACAAGCUGGGCACCAGCUCCUUCAGUGAGGUGGUCACUGUGAACACUCUAGCAUUCCCUGUAACAACUCCAGAGCCUCUGGUGUUGGUUACCCCACCGAGGUGCCUAACAGCCAACCGGACACAGCAAGGAGUCCUCUUGUCGUGGCUUCCUCCCGCUAACCACAGCUUCCCCAUCGACCGCUACAUCAUGGAGUUCCGCGUUGCGGAGAGGUGGGAGGUCUUGGAUGAUGGCAUCCCGGGGACCGACAACGAGUUUUUUGCCAAGGACUUGUCCCAGGACACCUGGUACGAGUUCCGGGUCCUGGCGGUCAUGCAGGAUCUCAUCAGCGAACCCAGCAACGUUGCUGGCGUGUCCAGUACAGACGUAUUCCCUCCGCCUGACCUGACGGAAGAGGGUCUAGCCCGCCCGGUGCUGGCCGGCAUCGUUGCCACCAUCUGCUUCCUGGCUGCUGCCAUCCUCUUCAGCACACUCGCCGCCUGCUUCGUCAACAAGCAACGCAAACGCAAGCUCAAGCGCAAGAAAGACCCUCCUCUCUCGAUAACCCACUGCAGGAAGAGUUUGGAGUCCCCGUUGUCUUCCGGCAAGGUGAGUCCCGAGAGCAUCCGCACGCUCCGUCCCCCCUCGGAGUCCUCCGACGACCAGGGCCCGCAGGCCAAGCGGAUGCUGAGCCCCACCAAGGAGAAGGAGCUCUCCCUUUACAAGAAGACCAAGCGAGCCAUCAGCAGCAAGAAGUACAGCGUCUCCAAGGCGGAGGCCGAAGCCGAGGCCACCACCCCCAUCGAGCUCAUCAGCCGCGGGCCGGACGGCCGCUUCGUCAUGGACCCGGCGGAGAUGGAGCCAUCCCUGAAGACGCGGCGCAUCGAGGGCUUCCCCUUCGUGGAGGAGACGGACAUGUACCCCGAGUUCAGGCAGUCGGACGAGGAGAACGAUGACCCCGUCGUCCCCGCCUCCGUCACCGCUCUGAAAGCCCAGCUCACCCCGCUGUCCUCCAGCCAGGAGUCCUACCUUCAGCCACCAGCAUACAUUCCUCGGGGGCCGCCGCCAUCCUCCCUCCAGGUGGUCCCCGCGUCCUACCCGGGCAUCUUGCCCCUGGAGGCACCAAAGAGCUGGACCACCAAGUCGCCCGGCGGGGUCCAAGCCCCCGUGCCCACCACCGCCAAGAAGCAGGACAAACCUAUGCAACCCAUGGGAUGUCAAGGGCAGCUAAGACAUACCAGCCAAGGUAUGGGCAUACCCGUGUUGCCUUACCACGAACCGUCCGAGCCCGUCGGCCCCAGCGGCACAAGCACAUUCAGCCUGGACACCAGGUGGUACGAGCCCCAACCCCGACCUCGGCCCAGCCCUCGGCAGGUCAGGAGGGCUGAGCCCAGUUUACAUCAGGUGGUGCUACAACCUUCGAGGCUUUCUCCUCUGACCCAAAGCCCCCUCAGCUCCCGCAACAGCUCCCCAGAGCUGAUCUCGGCAAGAAAACCCAGCUCCCAGCCGCUCGGUGGCAAGGAGCGGGCUCUCCCGUACCGUUACGUUUCUGUUGUCGCUUACAGCAGGGGCCUGGGAACGAGAAAACAUCCAUCUCCGUCCGGGGACGCUGCUGCACCUGAGAGGCUCGAAGCUCUGAAAUACCAGCGGAUAAAGAAGCCCAAAAAGUCAUCCAAGGGCUCCUCGAAAUCCAGAAAACAAUCCAGUGAGUGCGAGGACCCCGCCGUCCCCGACAGCAUCCCCUCUGUCCCCCCGCGGGCAGAGCUCGGGCAGAGCGUGGCUGCCCGAGCCUGGCUGAGGCUGACACACGGCAAGACCUCGGCCGCCGACUUCGCGAAUCGCUCGGGGACUCUGGUGUCACCCCCCAGCCUGCAGACAGCUGCAGCAUCUUUCGUCUUGCAGCUGGAAGGCGCGUGCGGGAAGCCCGUCCCCGGCUUUUGCACGUGGGGCUGCUGCACAGCCCGGCUGGACUAG
Molecule: messenger RNA, 3864 nt
Organism: Opisthocomus hoazin
Lineage: Eukaryota; Metazoa; Chordata; Aves; Opisthocomiformes; Opisthocomidae
Source: RefSeq, a predicted model, not a curated record